AGAAAUAAAAAAAUGGAAUAUAAACAGUGAGGUUUCGCGCCAUUAUCGGCGAAGUUUGGAAUCAUAAUCGUAUUUCGUCCAUUGAGUUUUAUAAAUUGGUCUCUGAAAUUGUUUCAAAUAAAUAUGAAAUGGUUAAUUCAUAAUAAACCUGCAGAUUAAUGAAAGAUAAAUCAAGAAUAGGUUGAAAUGCACAUAAUGAAGUUAAUAGAUCCCGUAGUGCGAAGUUUUAAAGUAGCUAAAGUAUUUAGGGAAAACACAGAUCGAAUAAAUAGCAUAGACUUUUCACAGAAUGGCGAAACUUUGAUAUCGAGUAGUGAUGAUGAAUCAAUAGUAAUUUAUGAUUGCGAAAGAGGAACGCACAAAAGAACUUUGCACAGUAAAAAGUAUGGUGUUGAUUUAAUCCGUUACACUCAUGCUGCUAAUACAGCGAUUCAUAGUUCAACUAAAGUAGAUGAUACUUUACGUUAUCUCUCACUUCAUGACAAUAAAUACAUCAGAUAUUACCAAGGUCAUACAAAAAAAGUUGUUUCAUUAAGUAUGUCACCAGUUGAAGAUUUGUUCAUGUCAAGUUCAUUAGAUUCAACCAUAAGAGUCUGGGAUUUAAGAUCUCCAAAUUGCCAAGGUGUGAUGCAUUUAAAUGGUCACAAAUCUGUUGUAAAUUUUGAUCCAGAAGGAUUAAUUUUUGCAGUGGGACUUAAUUCUGAAUUGGUCAAGUUAUAUGAUUUAAAAUCAUUUGAUAAAGGACCAUUCAACACAUUCAAACUACCUCAAGAUAAAGGUUGUGACUGGACAGGUUUAAAGUUCAGUCCUGAUGGGAAAACAAUUCUUAUUUCUACCAAUGGUCAAGUCAUUCAUUUAAUAGAUGCCUUUCAGGGAACGCCACUUCAGGCAUUUACAGGUCACAUAAACAAUAAAGGAUUGCCAUUAGAAGCAUCAUUCAGUCCAGAUUCUCAAUUUGUGUUUAGUGGGUCUACAGAUGGUCGUAUUCAUGUGUGGAGUGCUGAAACAGGCCUGAAAACUGCCGAAUUAAACUGCGACCACACGGGGCCAGUGCAAUGUGUUCAGUUCAACCCAAAAUAUAUGCUACUUGCUUCAGCAUGCACAAAUAUGGCAUUUUGGCUCCCUUCAGCUGAAGAAGUUUAAUGGGUUAGAAAUUUUCAUUUGUAUAGAUUUCCUUUUCGGGUUUCAAAGCUUCUUUAGAUGUUUUAAGCCUACCAUUUUUCUCCACCGUCGUCACUCAACCGCCUGUAUAAAUGUCUCAUUUGUGACAUCCUCUUAAAUCAUAUUGUUAAAAUGCAUUCUUUUUAAUACUAAUCAUUUCGACGCUUUUAUUGACAUAAUCAUUGUUAUUUUGCCUUGUAGAUACUGUUACUGAACAAAGACUACAUACUUUUGUGGUAUAAAAUUGUGUUACGUUUUAAUCUGUACAUGUUGUAAAAGUAUGUGUCAAUAAAUUUUACUUUAUACUACUUAAAAAAAAAA
Molecule: messenger RNA, 1482 nt
Organism: Parasteatoda tepidariorum (common house spider)
Lineage: Eukaryota; Metazoa; Arthropoda; Arachnida; Araneae; Theridiidae
Gene: Wdr82
Product: WD repeat domain 82
Cellular component (GO): Set1C/COMPASS complex
Molecular function (GO): chromatin binding; protein binding
Source: RefSeq, a predicted model, not a curated record